Triticum urartu is the source of this 898-nucleotide messenger RNA. The record is from RefSeq and is a predicted model, not a curated record. Lineage: Eukaryota; Viridiplantae; Streptophyta; Magnoliopsida; Poales; Poaceae.
AGGAGGUAAAAUGGGGCCACAUAAGCAUGGUGGAAGCCGAACGGCGUCUCCUGGCACACGCACUGUUGGACCACUCCAACUCCCGCUUCAUCCUCUUGUCGGAGUCACACGUCCCACUCUUUGACUUCCCCACCGUCUACUCCUACCUCACCAACUCCACCAAGGUGUACAUGGAGUCCUAUGACGAGCCGGGAGGGACGGGCCGGGGCCGAUACAAGCGUGGCAUGGCACCCACCAUCACCCCUUGGCAGUGGCGGAAGGGCUCACAGUGGUUCGAGAUGGACCGUGCCCUUGCCAUUGACAUCGUUGCCGACAACGUCUACUUCCCGGUCUUCAAAAAGUUCUGCAAGCGCAACUGCUACACCGACGAGCACUACAUUCCGACAUUCCUCCACAUCCGCCACCCUGAGGUGGCCGCCAGACGAACUGUGACGUGGGUUGACUGGUCCCAUGGCGGGCCCCACCCGUCAAGGUUCACGAGGAUGGAGGUCACGGUGGACUUCCUGCGGUGGCUCAGGGGCGGGACGACAUGUGAGUACAAUGGGAGGACCACCACCGUCUGCUUCCUAUUCGCGAGGAAGUUCCUGCCCAACUCGCUCACCCGCUUCUUGAGAUUCGCGCCAAAGGUGAUGGGCUUUGGCUGAAGGAUCGAUGCAUAUACGGGACUAGACAAAGAACAAUUUAACUUUUAAUUUUUUAGUAGGAUACAUUAUCGCACAAUUCUUUGACUAAUGUUCACGUUUUUGUAAAGCAGCUCUCUAUACUAUGUAUACUUAAGGAUAUACGUUCAUUUUCUCUAAUCCAUCCUUUUAGAAUUCAUUUUGUAAUAGCCAAUGUACAUAACUGUCUCCACAAAUUUGAGCCCUCGGGCAAAAUGUAAAGUGGGGCUCUGAAAAUU